CUGCGCUUUUACUCAAACUCGAAAAUCUAACAAACCCACCCCUAAACUUUUGAGAUAACUCUGUUUUUGGCCAAAUCAAGCUGAAGUUUUUGCACAAAUACCAAAAAACAGAGAUCCAAACAUGUCUAACUAUCCCAGUGCUUCCGCAUCCCAGUCGACAGGAACUUCUGACCUGGACACAGAGUCCGUGGAAGUUCUGCGGGAGCGGCUGAGCACCAUGAAGCGGCUGAUGGCCGAGCGGACGUCCCAGCAGCAAAACAACCCGGCGACCACGGAGGAGAUAUUCUCCACCAAGCGCCACCGCUCGGCGGGCAUCAUCGAUGGAAACUUCCUGAGCAUCGCGUUCGGCGGAGCUCUGCUGGUGAUCAUCACGGUUUCGGUGUACGCCUUCUACAAUCUCUACCAUGCCAUACUCAAGAAGUUCCCUUCGCGCCACGAGGAGCUGUAAACUAAGCCAAAUUCGAUGGCAGUUUUCUGCUCCCACACAAAUAUGUACGAGUUUCUGCAUUUAAUAAUAAAUUGUAGCAUGAAUUUUACUAUCAAGAAGUGAAAAAGCCUUGGAACGUGUGCUGUUUUGCAUUCGGGUUAAUCAACGCCAUUUAUUGGAGUUCAACUCAUUACAAAAAUCAAUAGUCUCUUUACUUUUUACACAUCCAUUGUUUUUGUUUGGUUCGAAUUAGACUACAACUAAACUGAACAGGGAAAACUGAAUGCAUGGACAGCAAAAAACAAAAGGGGCGUUUGGAAAAUGAUUUGGAUAUUGCUAUAUGGAAAACCAUCAAAAUAUAACGCAGGUUUAUAAUAAAAA
This is a messenger RNA of Drosophila simulans, 808 nucleotides long. RefSeq lists its product as uncharacterized. The record is from RefSeq and is a predicted model, not a curated record. Lineage: Eukaryota; Metazoa; Arthropoda; Insecta; Diptera; Drosophilidae. The transcript has 2 exons. Bases 122 to 448 code for a protein of 108 amino acids.